AUGAAAAAAGAAAAAAUGAAAAAGAAAUAAAGAAAUAGCAACUAUGCUUGAAAAAUAAGGAACUGUGUCCUUAUUUAUGUCACUAUGUCCCUUCCAAGCUACUGCUACAAUCCAGUGCAGAUACUUACAAAUCGAAAGCAUAAGAGAAUGAAGCUCAAUAGUACAUCUUGUGCUCUUCCUUCUCGUUCCUUCUUCUUGUUGUUAUCGAUAGCUGCCAUUUUCAGCACCACUGCUAAUGCUGCUCCUUUGCUGUCAACUGAUGAAUCAAUUAGCAAAGAAAGUCCAUUUGCCGCGAAAGCUUCAUUGAUUCGUUACUGGAACAAACAAAUCUCAAACAACCUCCCAAAACCUUAUUUCCUUCUGUCCAAGGCCUCUCCUCUCUCUGCUGUCAACACUGCUUUCUUUUCGAAACUUGCAGCCUCCAAGAACCUUAAUUCUCACCUCUCCUCCUUCUGCUCCGCCGCAAACUUAUUCUGUCUCCACUCAAAACGCCCUCCCAAGCAAGAUGACAGUGCACAUUUCUCAUUCUAUUCCAACAGGCGCUUCUCCAACUACGGAGCCUCACGCCUCUCUGGCGACGACAGUUUCAAAAACUACUCAGGUGGAAACAAUUUUGCCACGGCCUCAUUUGCAAGUUACAGCCGCGGCUCAACUGAUCACAAAGAAGGCUUCUCCUCCUACGCUAAAGACGCCAAUGUGGCCAACUCCAACUUCACCUCUUACGCAGCCAGCACCACGGGAGGCUCUGGCGUGUUUGACAGCUAUGCUUCAACAGUCAAUGUCCCGGAUCUUCGUUUUGCAUCUUACAACUCGGAUGCUAAUAAUCACAAGCUCGCGUUUUCAAGCUAUGUUGAUGACACAAAUUCAGGUAAUGAGGCCUUUAUUAGCUACGGUAAAAAGGGCAAUGCUGGCCCCCUUGAAUUCACCAAUUAUGGCACCACAUCGAACGUUAUUGGUUCGACAUUCACCGGAUAUAGUGAGUCAGGUAAUGCAGCUAACAAUUCGUUCAAGGGUUAUAGCUCUGAUGCUAAUAACCCUAGUAACAAUUUUAAGGCUUAUGGUUUCGGUGUCAAUGGUGGUACUGAUAGUUUCUCUAGUUACCGUGACGGGGCCAAUGCUGGUGCCGAUACGUUUCUGUCUUACGGGAAAAAUUCAAAUCUGGAGAAAUCGAAUUUUGUUAAUUAUGGAAAAACUUUCAAUGAAGGAGUUGAUACAUUUAGAGAAUACGGAAAGGGAUCGCAUAAUCAGCUAACCGGAUUCAAAGCGUAUGGUUUGAAUACGACGUUUAAGGACUAUGCGCGAAAGGGUGUCACAUUUAGUCAGUACACAAAGCCAAGUAGUUCUGGUGAUGCAUUGGUUAGAAAGGUCAGGGGUAAAUCUGAGAACAAGCGUGGUUUUUCGGGUAAGUUUUUUAGGGAGUAUAUGCUGAGGGAAGGGAAGGUUAUGAGAAUGCCUGACAUUAGGGAUAAAAUGCCUGCUAGGUCUUUUUUGCCCCGGGUGAUUUCGUCGAAAUUGCCUUUUUCAAGUGAUGGACUAAAUGAGCUUAAACGAGUAUUUGGUGCUAGUGAUGAUUCGGGCAUGGAGGGCGUGUUGGUAAACGCCCUGGCAGAGUGUGAACGGGCUGCCAGUCCUGGCGAGACAAAGCGUUGCGUUGGUUCUGUAGAAGAUAUGAUUGAUUUCGCGACUUCUGUGCUGGGGCACAAUGUGGUGGUGAGGACUACUAAAAACGUUAACGGUUCCAAAAAAAAUGUUAUGAUCGGGAAAAUUAAGGCCAUCAAUGGUGGCAAAUCGACGUUAUCAGUGUCGUGUCACCAGAGUUUGUAUCCGUAUUUACUCUACUACUGUCAUUCUGUCCCGAAAGUGAGAGUCUACAUUGCAGAAAUUCUUGACGUGGACACGAAAGCUAAGAUGAACGACGGUUUGGCUAUAUGUCACGAAGACACAUCGGCCUGGAGUCCAGGUCACGGUGCAUUCGUGGCACUCGGAUCAAGUCCCGGGAACAUUGAAAUCUGCCACUGGAUCUUUGAGAACGAUAUGUCAUGGACAACUGCGGAUUGAUCACGUUUUGUAGUAGAAAUGUAAUAUUCAGUUACGUUCCCCGUACGUUUUCGAUAGAAGAGUGCUUCAUUUGUCUAACACUUUUAUUCAAAUAAUUUCGAAAUUUAUCCUAA
Molecule: messenger RNA, 2171 nt
Organism: Daucus carota subsp. sativus
Lineage: Eukaryota; Viridiplantae; Streptophyta; Magnoliopsida; Apiales; Apiaceae
Product: polygalacturonase 1 beta-like protein 3
Exons: 2
Coding region: 85-2058 (657 amino acids)
Source: RefSeq, a predicted model, not a curated record